Scheffersomyces coipomensis is the source of this 1071-nucleotide messenger RNA. Its product is annotated as transcription initiation factor IIB. Bases 1 to 1071 code for a protein of 356 amino acids. The record is from RefSeq and is a predicted model, not a curated record. Lineage: Eukaryota; Fungi; Ascomycota; Pichiomycetes; Serinales; Debaryomycetaceae. The transcript has a single exon. Gene Ontology annotation, biological process: transcription initiation at RNA polymerase II promoter; transcription preinitiation complex assembly; regulation of DNA-templated transcription. Gene Ontology annotation, cellular component: transcription preinitiation complex; nucleus. Gene Ontology annotation, molecular function: sequence-specific DNA binding; TBP-class protein binding; RNA polymerase II general transcription initiation factor activity.
AUGUCAACAGCUACUAGUACUGCUGUUGUACCUCCAAGUUCAAAGGUUUCUGAUGAUGAAGCUCAACCAUUCUUAGGACCAAACCUUAAUGUUACUUUAACUUGUCCAGAAUGUAAAAUAUUUCCUCCCGAUCUAAUCGAAAGAUUCAGCGAAGGGGAUAUCGUCUGUGGGAGUUGUGGGUUGGUGCUUAGUGAUCGUAUUGUCGACACUAGAUCUGAAUGGAGAACAUUCAGCAAUGAUGAUCAAAAUGGAGAUGAUCCAAGUCGUGUAGGAGAUGCAGGUAAUCCAUUAUUUGAUACCGAGGAUUUAUCCACAGCCAUCUCUUUCUCGCCAGAAGCAGGUAGAACUGGUAGAGAUUUGAACCGUGCACAAUCCAAGUCAUUAGUUGAUAAGAAAGAUAAUGCACUUGCAGCCGCAUAUGCAAAGAUAUCUCAAAUGUGUGAUGGUUAUCAAUUACCUAAGAUUGUUCAAGAUGGUGCCAAAGAAGUUUAUAAGUUAGUAUAUGACGAGAAAUCGUUAAGAGGGAAAUCACAAGAGUCCAUUAUGGCUGCUUCUAUUUUUAUUGGAUGUCGUAAGGCAAAAGUUGCUAGAUCCUUUAAAGAAAUUUGGGCCUUGACAAACGUUCCUCGUAAGGAAAUUGGUAAAGUGUUUAAAAUUAUGAAGACGGUGAUGCAAGAAAAGAAUGCUUCUAAUCCUAAUGCAUCUUAUAUGAUUCAAGAUAAUGAACAAACUACACAAACUUCAGCUGCUGAUUUAAUCAGAAGAUUUUGUUCUCAUUUGGGUUUAAAUACUCAAGUUACAAAUGGUGCUGAACAUAUAGCAAGACGUUGCAAAGAGGUUGGAGUGUUGGCAGGUAGAUCUCCUACUACAAUUGCUGCAACUGUUAUAUAUAUGGCAGCUUUGGUCUUUGGUGUAUACUUGCCACCAGCCAAAAUUAGUGAUAAGACUGGAGUGAGUGAUGGUACUAUUAAAACAUCAUACAGAGUAAUGUAUGAAGAGAAAGAAAAAUUAAUUGAUCCAUAUUGGAUUGAAUCUGGAAAGGUAAAGUUAGAAAACAUACCAAGAAGUUGA